This is a messenger RNA of Blepharisma stoltei, 1244 nucleotides long. NCBI's taxonomy places the organism in Eukaryota, Ciliophora, Heterotrichea, Heterotrichida, Blepharismidae. The record is from the annotation of a GenBank genome assembly.
AUGGAUGUAAACACUGUAUUAAGACCCAGAAAAGGCUCGCUCAGUAACAAAAAAAGUAUAGUACCAGAAAUCAGCUUAACCAAAAUUUUCAAGAAAGAAGAUCAAUCAGUCCAUGAAAAAUUGAUAAAAAACAGCUUCAAAGAAAGAUUCUCUAAUUCCCCCUCCUCUGCGAGCGAACAAAACCAUUGAAAAAAUUCCUAUUUUUUGCCCAAAACGCAACCCUCUGCAAAUGAACAAAAAAUUGUUUAAAAAAAAAUUGAUAUAUAAGUGAUAAUUAAUAUCAUGAACUCUCUAGUAAUUCUGUUUAAUUUUAAACAAAUUGCGUUAGAACAUAAAUUUUACAAAUUAAAUUAAUAUUUGCUUUCCAAUUUUUGCAAAUUUGGAUUAUUUUAAAUUUUGAAAAAAAAAAAAUUAUUAUAAAAUUUAAUCCCACCAUUAGCGAAUAAAAUUUUUUUCAGCUCACGAAGUGGAAUAAGAUCACAAAAAUCGAAAGUGAAAUAAAUUCAUCAUCAUCUGAUCUAAGCUUAACCAAACGAAUUACUCCAGUUGACGAAAAAAUUCACAAGAUUCCCAGAGUCAAAGGGAUAUUUUGUAUAUCCCCAGAUAAUUUAAUUAAGCAGCCUGAAAAAAUUGACGUGAAAUUUACAGAAAAACAAAUCAAUAAUUUCACUUUUGAUGCAAAUUCCAGAAUAAAAUCGGAAACGAGGAUAAGCAGUGACGAAAAUAAAAUUCUGAGGACCUUCACGCCUGAGCUGACUGAAGCAGUUUCAAAACCAAGUAAGGUGGCGAUUCCUUAUGUUCCGCUUAUCCAUAACUACUAUGGGGAGACUUUCAACAAAGAGAAAAAUGCUACUUAUACUGGGAUUCUAAGUUUUUUAGAUGAUUUUGAAAAAUUAGGAUUAGACGAAAUUCCUAUUAAGCCUAUGAAACCUCGAACAAAAAAAUUUAAUUCGAGCACGCCUGUAUGCACUUCAACAGCAGAUACAGGACCAAAUUCUCCUUACAUAAAAAAGCCUAAAACAAAAAACAUUUCUGUGGAUAGAACACGAGCUUUCAGGUUUGUGCCUUGCUCACCAAGUCAGUCCCCUAUAUAUAAUUCAAAAAAAGAAAUAGUUGCAAAAAAAGUAGCUCCGGUUAAAGUUUAUGAUGAAAAAUCAGCUGCGGUAACAAUGCCUUCGACACCAAUACAGCAGUCAGCAAAUCCUAUAUUUUUGUCUAAGCGAGGAUAUGAGUUCAAAGACUAA